AAGAAGCUGCCCUCCUCCUCUCACGCUGCUGCUUUCUGUCCGCCUGUUUGUGGCUAAAACACUGUCGCUGUGUUGGACAUCAUGGCUUCUUCUAAGCCAGUGGAGACCCAGAUGCCCCGCUGGCAGCUGGCCCUGCUGGUGGGGACCCCGCUGGUGCUGGGGGUCGGGGCGGUGUACCUGUGGAACCGCAGCCGGUCGGAGGGUAGCGGCUCCGGGGAUAGAGAGCCCGGCUCCGGGGAGAGGAGCUCCGGGGAGAGGAAGACACCAGAGGGCAGCGCGAGCCCUGAGGCCCGGGGCCAGGAGCAGGACAGCAUGAGCCCGUUGGACCGCGCCCAGGCAGCGAAGAAUAAAGGCAACAAAUACUUCAAGGCUGGGAAGUAUGAGAACGCCAUCCAGUGCUACACAGAGGCCAUCGCGCUGUGCCCCACGGAGCAGAAGACCGACCUGUCCACCUUCUACCAGAACAGAGCGGCCGCCUACGAGCAGCAGAUGAAGUGGGCCGAGGUGGUGCAGGACUGCUCUCAGGCCGUGGACAUGAACCCUCGAUACAUCAAGGCUCUGUUCAGGAGGGCCAAAGCUCUGGAGAAACUGGAGAACAGGAGGGAGUGCCUGGAAG
This is a messenger RNA of Trematomus bernacchii (emerald rockcod), 616 nucleotides long. RefSeq names its product translocase of outer mitochondrial membrane 70 homolog A (S. cerevisiae) (gene tomm70). The record is from RefSeq and is a predicted model, not a curated record. Lineage: Eukaryota; Metazoa; Chordata; Actinopteri; Perciformes; Nototheniidae. Gene Ontology annotation, molecular function: protein binding.